Molecule: messenger RNA, 2689 nt
Organism: Eupeodes corollae
Lineage: Eukaryota; Metazoa; Arthropoda; Insecta; Diptera; Syrphidae
Product: V-type proton ATPase 116 kDa subunit a 1-like
Exons: 5
Coding region: 129-2594 (821 amino acids)
Biological process (GO): vacuolar acidification; proton transmembrane transport
Cellular component (GO): plasma membrane; vacuolar proton-transporting V-type ATPase complex; vacuolar proton-transporting V-type ATPase, V0 domain
Molecular function (GO): ATPase binding; proton-transporting ATPase activity, rotational mechanism
Source: RefSeq, a predicted model, not a curated record
AAUAUUGAAGGCAGUCGAUCGGUUUAAAUAGAACUAUUAGGAACUCGUCGAGAAAACUAGAUUGUCCCCAACAUUUUUGUAUCUCUCUCAAGUGAAGGACAGGAUUAAAUUAAAAAUCCUUUGCAAUCAUGGGGGAUAUGUUUCGCAGUGAAAAAAUGGCCCUGUGCCAGCUUUUUAUUCAACCAGAAGCAGCUUACGCAACCGUUUCGGAAUUAGGAGAAGCUGGAUGUGUUCAAUUUCGUGACCUAAACGAUGGGGUUCACUUGUUUCAACGAAAAUUCGUUGGCGAAGUCCGCCGCUGCGAGGAGUUAGAACGAAAAAUUCGAUACAUCGAGAAAGAACUUGCCAAAGAAGGAUUCGAGCUACCCGAAUUAAACGAAAACAUCCCCAGUGCACCAAAUCCUAGAGAAAUAAUUGAUUUAGAAGCUCAUUUGGAAAAUACAGAAAAUGAAAUGCUGGAACUCAAUCAAAACGAAGUUAGUUUGCGAUCGAAUUAUAUGGAACUCACUGAGCUGCGACAAGUCUUAGAAAACACUGAUGAUUUCUUUUCCGAGCAGGAAGUUUUAAAUCUUGAUUCGAAUCGACGAUAUUCCAUCAGUGCUGUUAUGAAUCAUAGUGGACGAGGUGAAUUGGGAUUUGUAGCUGGAAUUUUGAAACGUGAACGAGUUUUUGGAUUUGAACGAAUGCUUUGGCGUAUAUCGCGUGGCAAUGUUUUUUUAAGACGUGUCGACUUGAAUGAAGCAUUCAAAGAUCCGGCUACUGGACAUGAAAUUUACAAGACAGUUUUUGUGGCAUUCUUCCAAGGGGAAGAGCUAAAGAAUCGUAUUAAGAAGGUCUGUUCUGGUUUUCAUGCUGCAAUGUACCCGUGUCCAAGUUCACACUCUGAACGCCACGAAAUGAUUAAGGGCGUUCGCACUCGAUUGGAGGACAUGAGAAUGGUGCUGAAUCAAACUGAUGAUCACCGUAGCAGGGUCUUGGCAACAGUUUCAAAGAAUCUGCCAACUUGGAGUAUUAUGGUCAAGAAAAUGAAAGCAAUCUAUUUCACACUCAAUCUCUUUAAUAUGGACGUUACACAGAAAUGCAUGAUUGGUGAGUGUUGGGUGCCGACCAAUGACUUGAUGAUUGUUCAACGAGCUCUGGCUGCUGGAUCUAAUCAGGUUGGAAAUUCAAUUCCAUCGUUUUUGAACGUGAUUGAGCCAAAUGAGUCACCACCGACUUACAACCGUACUAAUAAGUUUACACAGGGUUUUCAAAACCUUAUCGACGCCUAUGCUGUGGCUUCGUAUGGCGAAGUCAACCCAGCACUAUAUACGAUUAUAACGUUUCCAUUUUUGUUCGCGGUCAUGUUUGGAGACGUUGGUCAUGGAAUCAUUAUGCUGCUGUUUGGUGCUUGGAUGGUUCUGUGGGAAAAGGGUUUGUCGAAAAUGAAAGGUGGUGGGGAGAUUUGGACGAUUUUCUUUGGUGGACGCUACAUAAUCCUUCUCAUGGGAAUAUUUUCCAUCUACACUGGAUUCAUCUACAACGAUAUUUUCUCCAAGUCGAUGAAUGUGUUCGGUUCUGGAUGGAGGGUUCACUAUGAUUAUUCUACUGUCCAUGCCAAUCCAUCUCUGCAACUGAAUCCGAAAAACUACACAGUUGGCGUCUAUUGGCUUGGGAUGGAUCCCAUUUGGCAACUGGCAGAAAAUAAAAUAAUUUUUCAAAACUCCUACAAAAUGAAGCUGUCUAUAAUCUUUGGUGUCACACACAUGUUGUUUGGGGUUUCAAUGAGCGUCGUCAACCACGUGCACUUCCGUCGAUGGGGUAGAAUCUUCAUGGAGUUUCUGCCACAAGUUCUGUUCUUACUACUGCUUUUUGGUUACAUGGCAUUCAUGAUGUUCUUCAAAUGGGUUAAAUACAGUGCUGAGUCAGAGAUUUUGUCUGAAACUCCAGGAUGUGCGCCUUCAGUGCUGAUUAUGUUCAUCAACAUGAUGCUCUUUAAGUCCACACCUCCGUUGGAAGGUUGCAAGGAGCAUAUGUUUGAGGAGCAAUAUUACCUGCAAAUGGGGCUUGUUGCCAUUGGGUUAUUGUGUAUUCCAUGGAUGUUACUGUCGAGACCUUUGUACAUUCAUUUUACCAGAAAGAACAAGAUUCAUAUAGUAAACCAUAAUGGUACCGGUAGGGAUGCCCCUGCCGGAGGCAGUGGAGGUGGACAUGGUCACGAUAAUGAGCCUAUGGGCGAGAUUUUAAUUCAGCAAGCCAUUCACACAAUCGAGUAUGUUCUAAGCACGAUUUCCCACACAGCUUCAUAUUUGCGUUUGUGGGCCCUGUCUCUAGCUCAUGCCCAGCUGUCUGAAGUUCUUUGGGGCAGAGUAUUAACAUUUGGUUUUUUGAUACCAUCGUACUAUAUCGGACCUGUUAUGCUGUUUGUGGUUUUUAUAGCUUGGAGUUUUUUUACGAUGGCUAUUUUGGUAAUGAUGGAGGGUUUGUCUGCCUUUUUACAUACCCUAAGACUUCAUUGGGUUGAGUUUAUGAGUAAAAUAUAUGAAGGUGAAGGUUAUGCAUUCACUCCUUUCAGUUUCAAACAAAUUCUAAAGGAAGAUGAUGAAGACGAAUAAAAACAACCUCAACUAAUAAUAAUUAUUAUAUUGUUUAUUACAUCUUUUAUCAAUUUUAUGUUUGAUAUAUAAAUACAUACAAUUAUUUACAUAAA